Molecule: messenger RNA, 3405 nt
Organism: Anoplopoma fimbria (sablefish)
Lineage: Eukaryota; Metazoa; Chordata; Actinopteri; Perciformes; Anoplopomatidae
Product: RAS guanyl-releasing protein 1-like
Exons: 17
Coding region: 29-2431 (800 amino acids)
Biological process (GO): Ras protein signal transduction; positive regulation of GTPase activity
Cellular component (GO): plasma membrane
Molecular function (GO): calcium ion binding; guanyl-nucleotide exchange factor activity
Source: RefSeq, a predicted model, not a curated record
GGCGCACUGAGCCGAGCAGAGCGAUGAAAUGCUCCCAUCGAGGAGAACACAGAUGGACAGCCUAGUUCAGCCGCUCGUCGCCCAGUACCUCGCCAUGGGAUGCCAAUCAAAAGAAAACAACCAAAGCGAAAGUAUAACGUCGGACGAAAAGGGAAAGGACGAUGCGAGAGCGACUCCAGGAUGCAGCUCCAAGUCUAGAGUUUCUCCUCCAGGCCGCCCUCACAGGUUCCACAAACCCAGCCCAGCCCAAACCGCCCCUACAAAAUCAAUGAUGUCCCUGGGUCCCCUCACCAAAGGGGGGAGCUGGGAGGACCUCAUCCAGGCUUGUCUGCAGUGCUUUGACUCUGAUGGUGCUGUGUGUGGAAGCAGCCACCUGUUGAACAUCACCCUGACCAUGCAUCGUAUCCACAUCUCCUCCUGUGAUCUGCUGGACAAACUCACCACUCUAUUCAAAACAGCGCUGGACAAUGAACAGCCAACAGAGUGCCAGAGGAUAUGCUACCUCAUCAGGUAUUGGACACAGGAAUUCUGGAUGAUGUUCCGGUUGCACCACAGCUUGCCAGACAGCCUGGACCAGUUUCGGGAGCUGAUCAGAGAGCAGGGACAGGAGCAUCUUUGCUCUCUACUCGAGACCAAAUGGAUAAAUGAACGGGACUGGUCGUGGAAGGCCAGCCAGAAGAUCAAAGCUAACAGCAGUAAAAAAAGGAAGGUCUCUCUUCUUUUUGAUCACCUGGAGCCCUUUGAGCUGGCUGAGCAUCUCACCUUCCUGGAAUUCAAGUCUUUCUGCAGGAUAUCAUUUGUAGACUAUCAGAAUUACAUUAGAAGCUGCUGCAUGAAGGACAUCCCCGUGAUGGAGCGUUCCAUCGCCCUGUGUAAUGGUAUCUCCCAGUGGGUUCAACUGAUGGUGCUGAGCAGGCCGACAGCUCAGCUGAGAGCUGAGGUUUUCACCAAGUUUAUCCACGUGGCAAAGAAUCUCCAUCUCAGGCACAAUUACAACACACUAAUGGCGGUGGUGGGAGGGCUUUGUCACAGCUCGAUCUCCAGACUGAAGGACACCACCUCACAUGUACCGAGUGAGGUCACCAAGGUACUGAAUGAGAUGACAGACCUGCUGUCCUCCUGCAGAAACUAUGACAACUAUAGACAAGCUUACAACAGGUGUACUAGUUUUAAAAUCCCUAUUCUGGGCGUUCACCUCAAAGAUCUGAUUUCGGUCAACGAGGCCAUGUCAGACUAUGUGGAGGACAACAAGGUGAAUGUCCAGAAGCUCCAGGCACUCUACAGCCACAUUAAUGACCUGAUCCAGCUCCAGCAAAUCCCUCCCAUGCUGGACGUGAACAAGGACCUGGUCCAUCUGUUGACGCUGUCCUUGGACCUUUACUACACUGAGGAUGAGAUCUAUGAACUGUCCUACACCAGGGAACCAAGGAACUGUAAAGCACCUCCAGCCACCCCCUCUAGACCUUCAGUGGUUGUGGACUGGGCACCAGGAGUGGCUCCCAAACCCGAUCCCCGAACCAUCAGCAAACAUGUGCAGAGAAUGGUGGAUUCCGUGUUUAAGAACUACGAUCACGACGAGAACGGCUUCAUCUCUCAAGAGGAAUUUGAGAAAAUUGCAGCUAGCUUUCCGUUUUCCUUCUGUGUCAUGGACAAAGAGAAGGAAGGCCUCAUCAGCAGAGAGGAGAUCACAGCCUAUUUCAUGCGGGCAAGUGUCAUCUGCUCCAAACUGGGUCUUGGCUUUGUCCACAACUUCCAGGAGACCACUUACAUGAAACCAACCUUCUGUGACAACUGCUCAGGAUUUUUGUGGGGUGUCAUCAAGCAAGGCUACAGAUGCAAAGACUGCGGGAUGAACUGCCACAAGCAGUGCAAGGACCAGGUGGCGUUUGAGUGCAAGAAGAAUGCCAAAGUGACCAACGCCAUCGACAGUCCAACACCGAGCUCAACCCCUGUCACCACAGGCACCUCAGAGGGUUCGGAAGAAUGUCCUUUCCCCUACCCGCCAGAUGACAGCAAAGACUGGAGCCCAGAAUCACCAGACCCCUCCUAUUCGAGGCCUCGGAGGGUCCAUAGUGCCACCCAGACAGAAGGACUCCAACUGCCCUCUACAGGCCCUGAGGCCAGCUGCCUUCAGCCUUCUCUUCUGGUCCCACUGACACCCACACUCACCUCAUGUCCCAGCCCGGUGCCCCAGAGAAGACACUGUGCCAAGUGGGAAAACAGAGCAUCUGUUGCACAAAAGCCUAAAGAGCCAGAUGAUGAGAACAAACCCACCUAUGAAUCUCUGGAAUCAGAGAACCAGAGGCUCCAGAAAGCCAAUGUGACACUACGUAGGAAGCUGAAGGUGGCAGAGCGGGAGGUGGAGAAACUAAAGACACUGCUCAAGAGGCACGCUCUCCAUCCUGUGGAGGAGGACUCCUCCUCCUCCUAGACACACACUUACACGGGACCUCCUCAAGGGAGACUGCUGCUGCCCCCUUAUGGCAGCAUGUAUAAAUCUGGAUCCAAUAAGUUAUUGGUCAUGACAGGGCAAGUAUUUUACAAGUCUGACCCAACAAAUUUUGGCUUAAGGUGGUGUAAAGUAGGAUAUAAUGCACAUAGCUAGUCAAAAAUGCUAAUGCUAUACAGUCAAACUUAAAAGCCAUCACCAAUAACAAGGUAAAGAACCUUUUUGACAUACAUAGUGCAGAAAAUGUCAUAACAAUACUGUUGUGUAAUAUUUAAAGAAGUUUCAAGUUGGGUGAAGGAGCCCUUCUACUGUGCUGUACAGUUUACAGAAGAAUGACUGUUGCGAUGAGCAUUAUUUUUUAGUGAGCCAUUAGGAGCUGAAAAGGAGUUCCCUAUGUUUAAGGUAAACAUAGAAAAGAAAUAUUGAAUGAAGGAGUGCAGUAUUUUAAAAUAGCGCAAAAUGUGUUUGAUCAGUUCUUGAUCAAUAAUGAGACUAUAUAUUUAUGUUAAACAUAAAAUGGAAAUCGGAGGAAAACAAGACGUCUUUUGUGAUUAUCAAAGGUGCAUCAUCAUUAUUAUUAUUAUUAUCAAACACAAGGGCCCACUGAUUAUAGCAGUAGAAUGAAGGUUAAUAUUGUUGAUAUUUAUUGUUUCAAACACUACACAGGUCAUGUAGGGAGUGACAGAAAUGAGCAUUUUGUACAGCAUACUGGUACUUUCAGUGAAACUAUUUAUGCUUGUGUGUGUUACUUGGCAUCUUACUGACUGACUUUUUAUUUUCAUUGUGGAGCCAUGUUACCUUAUUGUUUUGUGGCCCGUGGUGGGAAUGUUGUACUGUGAGUCAAGCUACAUGUGUUUGUAAUGCGUGUAAUGAUCUGUAAAUACAAAGUAUACAUAGUGCCAGCUCAAUUAAGUCAAGGCUCAUCCUUUCUCUCAGUAUUGUUCUCUUAUUGUGAU